This is a messenger RNA of Vanessa atalanta (red admiral), 3356 nucleotides long. RefSeq names its product lachesin (gene Lac). The record is from RefSeq and is a predicted model, not a curated record. Gene Ontology annotation, cellular component: neuron projection. Lineage: Eukaryota; Metazoa; Arthropoda; Insecta; Lepidoptera; Nymphalidae. The transcript is spliced from 10 exons. The coding region runs from base 75 to 1169 and encodes 364 amino acids.
GUCAAUUGAAAUCGAGGCUGAAGUACUCAUGAAGUAGUUAGGUGUGGUGUGUGUGACGGUAGCGUUGAUUUACAAUGGCGUGCUUUAUUAUUGAAUAUUUUACUCUUUUGAUCUUCUUUUUAUCACUUGGCAACUGUCAGCGAACUCCGACAAUUUCGCACAUAACUCAAGAACAGAUAAGAGAUAUCGGCGGUCAAGUUGAUCUGGACUGUUCCGUCCAUUAUGCACAGGACUAUCCAGUGCUCUGGCUCAAAUAUGAUCGUCAUAAGUCAACGGAGUCACUUCCUCUAUCAACGAAUUCCGGUCUAAUUAUUCGUGAUUCAAGAUUUUCAUUGCGUUUUGAUGCUGCAUCUGCUACAUAUACAUUAUCUAUAAAAGACAUCCAGGAGACUGAUGCGGGCUGGUAUCUCUGUCAAGUUAUAAUGUCAGUAAGCAACAAGAUAACCGCAGAGGUUGAGCUGCAAGUUCGAAGACCUCCGAUCAUAUCUGAUAAUUCAACGAGAUCCAUUGUGACCAGUCAGGGAGAAAGUGCCCAAAUGGAAUGUUACGCUGGUGGAUUCCCGCCUCCAAAGAUAUCGUGGCGUCGUGAGAACAACGCCAUUUUACCAACUGGUGGCUCCAUCUACCGUGGCAACAUAUUGAAAAUGAACUCAGUGCACAAGGAAGACCGUGGAACGUACUACUGUGUGGCCGAAAACGGAGUAGGCAGAGGCGCAAGAAGAAAUAUUAACUUGGAAGUAGAAUUUGCACCUGUCGUCACUGUACCCCGACCUCGAUUAGGACAGGCACUCCAAUAUGACAUGGAUUUAGAGUGUCACGUUGAAGCGUACCCGCCACCAGCUAUAACCUGGCUCAAAAACGAGGUGCAGCUGUCCAACAACCAACAUUACAGGAUCUCUCACUUCGCAACAGCAGACGAAUUCACAGACACGACACUGCGUGUGAUAACAAUUGAGAAACGUCAAUACGGUCUGUUCACAUGCAAGGCACAGAACAAACUGGGCACCGCACAGGGAACUGUGGAACUGUUUGAAAUGAUAAUCCCCGUGUGCCCGCCCGCGUGCGGCCAGACGCGCUACGCCGCCGCCGCCGCCGCGCCCGCCCCGCGCCGCCUCGCCGCGCUCGCCCUCGCCGCCGCGCUCGCCAGAAUCUUCAGUACCAGAUAUUAACUACCCCGGCCUCAGACUGGACCCGGAGAUCUACGGCAGUGCGGCGUCGCGGGCUCGCGUACCAACAGUAAUGACUCUAUCAACAAUAAUUACAUAUCUUCUGAAGUAUUUACAAUAAUUAAUUGAUGUGAUGAAUUCGAUCGAAAACGUUUUGGGAGUGUUAAAAUGCUGUAUCGAAUAUGAUAUAGGUCGUAGACAUUUUGAUAAGCAAUGUUUCGUAUGCUCAGCUAAAAAUAGACAAAAUUUUACAUUAAAAUCACGACUGCACUGAAUGAAUUGAUUCAUGUAUAGCCAGUGUCCUUCGGGUGUCAUCCAAAUCAGGCAUUUAAAAUUUACACGCCUUUUUGGACAGUCGUGUUAACAAGUGUUUAUGUGUAAUAUGCGACUUGGUAUGAAUUAUUUAAACAGAAAAUUAUUUGAAAUUGGUAAAUGUAUGUCAUUGACUUAUGUAUAUAAUACUAGACGCGCUGCUCGGUACUGAGAAUUUACGUACUAAGUUACGGUCAAUUGACCACAAUUUAGUCCAAUGCGAGCAAGCAAGAGUAGCUGACGGUCGUUGAAAGCAACGAUUUUUAAAGCAAUUGUUUCCUAAUAAAUUCGGACAAGUUUUCAGCAUCUAUUUUCUCAAGUAAACCCCCCUCGGUUUAUCCCCUUCCGCUUUCUACCCCUUUUCGUUAUUGUGACACAAUUUUAGUUUUGAACUUGUCUUGUAGUAUACGUAUAAGUCAAUGAUGUAUGUGUUUUGGAUGUGCCAUUUUGAUAUUAUGAGAUUCUAUUCUAAAAAAAAUAUCAAUAAGCAAUAAUAAUUAAUGUUGUAGAAGAUUUUUAGAAUUAAAUUUUGGAGGAAAUUAUUAACAAUUAAAGAUUUUGGUAAAAAUAAAAGAGUAAAUUAAUAUUCUACGUUAUUAGUGAUUGAUUUGUUAAUAAUGCUAUGGCAACAUUCCGCUUUUAAUUUAACAUUUUUUAAACAGAUUGAUAAAACGCGCCAUUUUUUAAUGUUAUUUAAAAACUGAUAUUAGAAAUUGAUUUGUAUAUUAUGAUUUUUUUUGUAUUAAAAAUGGCAACUCAGGCAAUAUUUUGCCGUAUUUUUUUUUACAUAACAUAAUUUACUUAUAAACUUUUCUUAGCGGGUGUUUAGUGAAACACUUACCUCUCCUUCUGACUUCGUCGAUUUUACAUUUGAAAGAAGGAGACAAACUAUAUAACUUUUUUUAUUAUAUAUUAAAUGAAAUGAAUGUACUUUAAAUAUCAAAACCAAGAAUGUUCUUAAUUGUAACUACGUACAAAUAAUUUCUAGUUUAGAUAUAGUUUUUAUAUGACUACCCAGACAAGAUUUUUUAUACAAGCAAUACGAACGACUUUCUAUGAUAUUAUGGCAAAUAAUAUCUAGACUACUCUCAAUUGUAUCUUUAAAAAUUCGUAAUGUGUGUUUUUGUAUAUUUUUGUACUGCAAUAUUAUACAAAAUUUCUUGUCAAAUACUAGUAAUCCUUUAAGACUGUGUGACUUGACAUCAUAAAUAGUAACCGUUAUUAUAGAACGAUAGACAAAACAUAAUACUUUAACCAAAAGUGAACUCAUAGAUUUUGCUGUUCUCUCUGAUUGUUUUUAGAUCUGUGUUUUAAAGUAAAUACUACGAGUACGAGUAGUAGCGAGUAACUCUCGCUUUUCGCUUUGAUUAAUAAUGCAAAUCAUAACAUUUAACAAGUAAAGUCAAGUUCAAACGCCGAACCGCCCCAUUUUGAUGUCACGUAGAGUUAUGAAAAUUUAGAGCGACCAAUUUUUUUUAAAUUUAUAAUACAAAAGCUGCAUAUGAUGUCGGUAACAUAAUCUUACGAGGUUAUUAAUGUUUAACAAUCAACAUGUACACAUAUAAUAUUUUAUAAUUGUCUGUCCUGACGAAGAUUUAAAUUUAAUGAAGAUUAUUAUAUUCGUAUACUAAUAUGUAAUCGUUCAACAUACAUUCGGAGAUAAUAUUCGAAGAUUUAAAAUAUUAUAUAUCUUUGAUAUCGUACAUUUGCUAAGGAACUUAUAAAUUAAAAAAAAAAAAAAUGAAAUAUUUUUUUAUGAAUGUUUACUGGACUGACAAUAAACUUUCUGACAAAUAUUGUAUCAGUAUUGGGGGGAUCUAUUUUAGUAUCAGAACGUAUGGUGACAAGGCAGACGCCGGGAAGUGAGGAGGGGGUAUA